AUGAGUGAAACUACGAAUUCCAAUAAUAUAACUCUUAAAAAACGAAAAGCUUCACGUAUUUUGCGUAGUGAACUUUUUACUAAAGGAUUUUUUGAAGAGAAAGAUCUUUCAUCAGAACAUAAAGAUGCAAAAACUCAUCGAGAAGUUAAAUGUCUUAAUUGUCU
Ambispora gerdemannii is the source of this 164-nucleotide messenger RNA. The record is from the annotation of a GenBank genome assembly. Lineage: Eukaryota; Fungi; Glomeromycota; Glomeromycetes; Archaeosporales; Ambisporaceae.